Molecule: messenger RNA, 1615 nt
Organism: Pangasianodon hypophthalmus (striped catfish)
Lineage: Eukaryota; Metazoa; Chordata; Actinopteri; Siluriformes; Pangasiidae
Gene: pmpcb
Product: peptidase, mitochondrial processing subunit beta
Exons: 13
Coding region: 57-1493 (478 amino acids)
Cellular component (GO): mitochondrion
Molecular function (GO): metalloendopeptidase activity; metal ion binding
Source: RefSeq, a predicted model, not a curated record
CCUGGUUUACAGACGUCAUUUCCGGGGCUGAUGACGGGUGAACACAUGUAAACAAAAUGGCGGCGCCCGUACGGCUGUUCAGUGCUGCGAGAGGGCAUCUUGUAAAGAAUCUUCUGAAAACAAGUCCAGUCACACAGAGGUUCCGCCAGCGGGCCACACAAGCUGCAGCUCAAGUAGUGCUCAAUGUCCCGGAGACGAAGUUAACCACACUGCCCAAUGGCCUCAGAGUGGCGUCUGAAGAUUCUGGACUGCCGACCUGCACGGUGGGUCUGUGGAUCGAUGCUGGGAGUCGGUACGAGAAUGACAGGAACAAUGGAACAGCCCACUUCCUGGAGCACAUGGCCUUUAAGGGUACAAGGAAGCGUUCCCAGCUAGACCUGGAGCUUGAGAUAGAGAACAUGGGAGCCCACUUGAAUGCAUAUACUUCGAGAGAGCAGACAGUAUAUUACGCCAAAGCCUUCUCUAAAGACCUUCCCAGAGCUGUAGAGAUUCUCGCUGAUAUCAUCCAGAACAGCAUGCUGGGGGAAGCAGAGAUUGAGCGAGAGCGUGGUGUCAUCCUUCGAGAGAUGCAGGAAGUGGAAACCAACCUACAGGAAGUUGUCUUUGACUAUCUGCAUGCUACGGCAUACCAGGACACAGCUUUAGGAAGAACCAUCCUUGGACCUGCGGAGAACAUCAGAACUAUAAACAGAGCAGACCUUGUGGAGUAUAUUACAACUCACUACAAGGGGCCAAGGAUCGUGCUGGCUGCAGCUGGAGGAGUGUCCCACAGUGAACUAAUAGAUUUGGCUAAAUACCACUUUGGAAAGCUGCCAGCCAGGUACAGGGAUGAGGCACCAGCAUUACCGUCUUGCAGAUUCACUGGAAGUGAGAUUCGAGUCAGGGAUAAUAAGAUGCCACUGGCUCACAUAGCGAUUGCUGUGGAGGCAGUGGGUUGGUCUCACCCUGACACUAUCCCUCUCAUGGUGGCCAACACACUUAUCGGGAACUGGGACCGCUCUUUCGGUGGUGGUGUGAAUCUGUCCAGUAAACUGGCCCAGAUGGCGUGCCAGGGGAACCUGUGCCACAGCUUCCAGUCAUUUAACACCUGCUACACGGACACGGGGCUGUGGGGGAUCUACACCGUCUGCGAGCCGAGCACGAUCAGCGACAUGGUGCACUUCACACAGCUGGAAUGGAUGUCUAUGUGCACCAGUGUGUCGGAGAGUGAAGUAGCGAGAGCUAAGAAUCUCCUCAAGACCAACAUGCUGCUUCAUUUAGACGGUUCCACACCCAUCUGUGAGGACAUCGGGAGGCAGAUGUUGUGCUACGGCCGCAGGAUUCCACUGCAUGAACUGGAGGCCAGAAUAGAUGCCAUAGAUGCAAACACCAUCAAGGAAGUGUGUACUAAAUACAUUUACAACAAAGUUCCAGCAAUCGCAGCCGUUGGGCCAAUUGAUCAGCUUGCAGACUACAACCAGGUUAAAAGUGGGAUGUACUGGCUCAGACCCUGAGAGAGACGAGGAGAGCGUCACAUAGAUUACAAACCAGAGUAUUUAUGGAGUCUGUGCAUUUUUUUUCUGUUUUAUUAUAAAAUAAAGAACAACACAAUAACAUUAAAAGAACAUGAGGCUGA